AUGUCGCUCUUGCGAGCUCAGCUUGCUCUGAGCGACCCUUUCCGCACUGGCAUCCACGCCACUUACGGUCCCUCACCUCUCACGCCACCCCCGGUCACAUCCUUUAUUUUCAACUACUUCGCUCGCGCGGCCCGUCUGCUUGACGCCAUUCUCGCCCUUUUCGGUCUCGGUCAGAUAUCCACCUGCGAUUGUGUUGAGGACUCGGCUGGUGCGUGUGCUACUGGAGCGGCGACAAAGGUCAACCCCAGCCUCCGCCGCCGCCAAGAGCUCGAAUGCAAGAUCUUCGACGCCAUUGUGGCUGGCCUUCAAAGCGAUGAACGCUCUCUGCACCCCCCUACCUUCACCAAGCCCCGUCGUCCAACGGCUUUGGGAGAAGAUGCCCAUACUCCAUUGCUAGUCGCCGACGCUGUGUUCGACUCCGAUGCAUCAUCUCAGAGCUCCAUAUCAACUCCCUGUACCCCGCCUGCCUCGCUUGUUGAUGACGUUGUCUGUGCGGGAGAACGCCCUCGUGCCCCAUCCAUCGAGCUGAUCGACGAAGCCGUUUCAGACUCCGCACUCCCUGGGCCCGGCACGGAGGAAGACAAAAUUGCUACUUGUGCCCACAUGAUCGAAGACGACCUCGGGACCGCGCUAGGAUUGGAAUUCUUGUCGUCUCCAAUCGCUGUCGAAAAGUUUGACCACAUCAAAGUCGGCGACGAUCUUGCUUAUAUUCCUCGUUACUCGGAGGAUUCAGCGGUUGCUCUCAGCGAAGACGAGGACAAGGGCGAGGACGAGGACGAGAAAACUGCACCUGUGCUGAAUAGUGACGACGAUGACGCGGAGUCUACCUUGCCCAAGGCCCCCGCCCCCGUGCUAUUUGACGGCAACAAUACAUGGACUGCCUGUACUCUGACAGGAAAAGGUGCUGUCGGCUGCGUGUUUUCUGCCAGGUCCAAGGAGACAGGGAUCGAGAGAGCUAUCAAGGCCUGCAAUAAGCGCCAGCUCAUGGUUAACGCGCAGGCGCGAGGAUUUCGAGCAUCGGAUGCGAUCAUUGAUAUUCGCAACGAGAUUGAAAUAUUGAAAGGAAUAGCGUCCUUUGAUUCGUCUCCCUUCCUGUGCCACCUCGAAAGCUCCUGGCAAGAUCAAACCAACGUCUACAUCGCUAUGCCGCUGUAUUCCGAAACGCUCUCAUACCGCCUAACUGCUACUUCAGGCGUGGUGUCCCCCCAUGACACACUCUAUUACAUGGCAGAAUUGGUCGAUGCAAUCGCAUUCCUGCAUGGCUACAGUAUCGUUCACCGGGAUAUUAAACCUGAUAACAUCCUCGUCGACGCGGAGGGCCAUCUUGCGUUGUCGGAUUUUGGCCUCUCCACCGUUUGUCCCCAAGGACAGUAUUUUGAUUCGUUCACCCCCCGCGGAGUGUGCGGGACACCUGGAUACAUGGCGCCUGAAACUGUCGACGAGAACUCAGGGUUCACAAGCUGGAGGUCGGACAUAUGGGCGGUUGGCGUUGUCUUUCUGGAAAUCAAUCUUGGCUAUACUAAAAAUUACUUCCAUGACAUUACGCAGAAGUACGGCUUGGGACCACAUGAUGAUGAACUGUCGGACCGUGUCUGCGAGGUCAUCCGUCUCAAUGGCUACGCCAAAAGGCUCGCCUUUCAUUUGAGGCGCAUCAGGGAUGGUAACGCCCGUCGUUUAGUGCAAUUGAUGCUAGACCACGCAUGGUCAAGGCGACCUUGCAUAUCAGCAAUUAAGUCUGAUACGCUCUUCAGCAAUAUUGACUGGGUCAAGUUACGAUCCCGAGGAUACCCCCAUGACUACCGACCUGCCGGCGUGCGUAAGCACAAGGAAAAUGACCAGCUAGGUGAGGCGCUUAAGUUUGAAACGUGGGAAACCACGCAAUAUCAAGACAUCGACAAAUACGAGCCCAACGGGUUCAUCGAUUUGUUCCUCGCAGCGGACUGCGCUGGCCUUCCUUAUUAUCCGUCGAUGCAUCUCGCCUGA
This is a messenger RNA of Punctularia strigosozonata HHB-11173 SS5, 1983 nucleotides long. RefSeq names its product kinase-like protein. Bases 1 to 1983 code for a protein of 660 amino acids. Gene Ontology annotation, biological process: peptidyl-serine phosphorylation; intracellular signal transduction. Lineage: Eukaryota; Fungi; Basidiomycota; Agaricomycetes; Corticiales; Punctulariaceae. Gene Ontology annotation, molecular function: ATP binding; protein serine/threonine kinase activity. The transcript is spliced from 7 exons. The record is from RefSeq and is a predicted model, not a curated record.